CGAAUGUAAACGUUGGGACAGGAGAAAGGAGUUGCGAGGUGUUAGUAUGGCUAUUUAUUUAUAUAACUAGCUAAACUCAACUUUACUUUUAAUUCAGACGACAUACAAAGCCAGAGGAAAAAACACAGCGGGUGGUCUGGAGGGCUCAGGUGUCCUUCGCAAAGAUCUAUGGAACAACAUUACAACCUCGAAGAAACGAUCUUUAACAACAGAAGUCAUGAGCACACAAGAAGAAGACACAGUCCUCAAGGGCAGUCCAACAUUGCAGGAAAAAGCCAUGACAAGGUCUAUACUCAACAACAACAUGGUGCUGUACCUGGUAGGAGAACAGAUGGAUUAAACCAGCCAUUUCCAAACAAGCCUGUUAGCCACAGAAGUGCUCUCAACCCCAGGACACAAGACCCACUUGAUCUGUAUGAUUUUGAGGAAAUCACUAUCACAAAACAAACUAAAGGCAUUCUGUCGUCCCAAGAACAUCAUUCAAAUGGUAUCAGAGAGGCCACUGGAUCCCAGCAUCCAAGAAAAGACUCACACAGUCUGCCCAGAGGAGAACUGCAGAUGGCCAGAGCAAUCCAUGCAAAACAGCUCAUGCUUCAGGAGAAGCUGUGGAGGGUUGAAGAAAAAAUAAGGCAAAAAAUCCACAAAGACAGUGUUUACGCUGCUGCAGGUGAUGACCACACAAGGGAGGAGGAGAGGUACAACAGAGCAGAGAGGGGAAUAGCUCAGACUAGUCUGUCUGAUCACCAGAUGAGAUACCCAGUGAGAAACAGAGAAAUGAUGAUGCCAGUAAAAAGACAAGAGGAUAUUAAACAACUUAGGAGGAGGCAAGAUCAGAGGAAUGAAAACAUAAUGAGAAAUAUGCAUGAAGAAGAGGGGGCCAGGUGGAAAAGAGGGGAAAUAGAAGUUGCGCAGUCACAAAGAAAAGGACAUAAAGGAACUCAUCAUAUCAAAGUCGAUGAGCAAGAAGUGAGCGGAGGGUUGAACCUGUCAUGGUGGGAAAAUGUGAAAGAGCACACCAAAAGAAAAGGAGGGGAUGAAAAAGGUAACGGCAUUUGGGGAGUGACAGGUGUAAAGUCACAGGAUGCAACAAAGAAAGCAAAAGGAAGAGAACAAAAUACAACCUCUAUGGGCGAUAAAGGUUGGACAAGAGAAAAUAAAUACUGGGAGACAUUUAAGGAGAUGUAUGGUUCAGACGAUGAACGAGACUUGCCUCAAAUGAGUCAACAGAAAACCUCUCACAGAGCUACAAGAGAAAACCACAGAGGUGCAGAAAGAAAACUGGCUGGGGAACUACUGCUUCCACCUGUUUCUAAUCAUUCCAGCAGACCAGAGCAGGCGGAGCUCAGGAUUACUGACAGCACAGACACCGACCUCCAGCUUCUCCCUUGCAGAAUCUGCAACAGAAAGUUUGCAAGUGAAAGAAUAGAGAAGCAUGUCCAAAUCUGUAAAAAGGUGAAGCAAUCACAUCGUCAAGUUUUUAACUCCUACAUCAGUAGGACUAAGGGAUCCGCCAUUGAGGAGUUCUGGAAAACCCACAGCAGAACAGAGACUCCAGAGGUUGUAAAGAAAAUGAACCUAAGACAAAACAACAAGGCAAACACAAGAAAUCUGCAUGAGGGUCGACUCCCAGCUGGAACUUCAAAAUGGUCCAAGUGAGCCAACCCGAACGGACCCACACACGGACCAAUCCUCAGGUGUCAGCACACCAAGUCACCCAUCACAAUCUCGUUAUUGUUAGUAGUCUCUGAAUAGUUUGAUUUAAUCCCUUAUUAGAAUUUUGUUAUACAUCUCCAGGUCUACAUUGUUGGAAUAUAUUUCCUAUUAACUGAACAGCAAUGAUUAGUUUUGGCUCUUUACAAAGACGGUGCAUGUUAAAUAGAACAAAUACAAACAGCUAGGGUAUGUUGUAGCUUACAUUGUGGGAAAUAUUGACUAUACACAUAUAACAAAAGACAGCUGGU
Micropterus salmoides (largemouth bass) is the source of this 1961-nucleotide messenger RNA. RefSeq lists its product as uncharacterized. Lineage: Eukaryota; Metazoa; Chordata; Actinopteri; Centrarchiformes; Centrarchidae. The record is from RefSeq and is a predicted model, not a curated record. The coding region runs from base 169 to 1656 and encodes 495 amino acids. The transcript has 3 exons.